CACGCACGUGGGUGAAUGUCAAACAUCAUAACCUCUACUCAACACAGGCAUGGAUUGUGCACGAAGAUGACAAAAAAUAACAGUAAUAGCAUGGAAAAACAAAAAUGGACAGAUUUGCAAGUCAAACUGAGUGAUUCUAUUCUGAAUACACUCAAAGAAUUGAAAUUCACCUCUCCAACACCAAUUCAAACAGCAUGUAUCCCAAUUUUAUUGAAUGGAAAAGAUGUUGCAGCCGAGGCAGUAACUGGCAGUGGCAAGACUCUAGCAUUUUUGAUUCCCUUAUUGGCGCUCUUACAGAGGAGAGAAGACGAAUGGAAGAAAAUUGAAAUUGGAGGGAUAAUAAUAUCUCCGACGAGAGAACUAGCCACACAGAUUAGUGAAGUUUUAGAAAAAUUCCUAAAAAAAACAACGUUGAAACAAGUACUUCUGGUCGGUGGUACUACACUGAAGGAAGACAUAAUGAGAUUGAAGAAGGGAGUGAAUAUCAUCGUUGCAACGCCUGGCAGACUGGAUGAUGUGCUCACCAAUUGUAAAGAUGUCAAUUUAGUGGGGAGCGUUAAAUCACUGGAACUUCUAAUUUUAGACGAAGCAGAUCGACUCCUCGACCUAGGCUUCUCCGCAACCCUAAACUCAAUCUUCAGUUACCUCCCCAGACUGAGAAGAACAGGCUUAUUCUCAGCCACCCAAACGAAAGAAGUCCAGCAGUUGAUACGAGCUGGUUUGAGAAAUCCAACUCUGGUGUCCAUCAAAGAGAAAUCAAGUGUCUCAACCCCUCUCUUACUCAGCAACUAUUACACGAUCAUCAAUGCUGAGGGGAAGCUAGCAUCUCUCAUUCAUUUCAUAAACUCCAAAGGCACAAAUCUCAAGUACAUGAUCUUCUUCUCAACAUGUGCCUGCGUGGACUAUUUCAGUCACGUCAUUGACACCAUGUUGCCUUCAGCAAAAGUCCUCGCACUCCACGGAAAGAUGAAGGGAAAACGUCACAAGAUAUUCGAUGAAUUUCGUCAGAUAGACAGUGGCAUUCUAGUAUGCACGGACGUAAUGGCCCGUGGGAUUGACAUACCAGAGGUCGACUGGGUGCUCCAGUAUGAUCCACCAGCGACAGCCAGUAGCUUCGUGCAUCGUUGUGGGAGAACUGCUCGCAUCGGCAACGAAGGCAAUGCGCUACUAUUUCUUUUAGAAACAGAGGAUGCAUACAUUGAUUUCAUAAAACGAAAUCAAAAAGUCGAGAUGGGAGAAAUGGUUGUGAAAGUCGACGACAAUUUCAUCGAAAAGUGUCUCAAAUGCAUGAGGAAUAUCCAGACAAAGGAUCGUCUACUAUUCGAUAAAGCAAAUCGUGCAUUCGUCUCCUACAUUCAAUCCUACAACAAACACGAAUGUAACUUGAUUCUGCGAUUGAAAGAUUUACAUUUUGGAAGUGUGGCCAUGUCCUUUGGACUCCUCCAGUUACCAAAAAUGCCGGAGUUAAAGGGACGUGAUGUUGCGAAUUUUCACGGAGCCAAUGUAGACAUUAACAAGAUAGCUUACAAAGACAAACAGCGUGAGCAAAAACGCCUUGAAAAACUCAAUAUUUAUCUUGAUACUGGGAUCUGGCCGAGCAAGGAUAAACGCCGGGCCAAACAGACUGAGCCUUGGUCCGAGGCAAAAAAGAAAAAACUCGAGAGGCAGGAGAAGAAAGGUAAAAAAAGGGAGAAGAGAAAUAAACGAAUUGAGGCUGGUAAUGCAAAACCUGUUAAGAAAAAGAGAAAAGCUACAGAGGAGGAUAUCGAGGAGCUUGCGAGGGACAUUGCCUUGAUAAAAAAAUUGAAGAAGAAAAAGAUAUCACAAGAGGAGUUUGACGAAGAGUUUGGUGUGUAAAAUCGUUUUUCUUUACUUUGUUGUUGUACUAGUUUAUUUGAUUUUAGAUUAUUUCCAUUUCCGUCUUCACAAUUACAUUAAUUUAAUUUUAUCCAAUCUUAUUCUUAUUAUAUACAUUUU
Molecule: messenger RNA, 1977 nt
Organism: Diachasma alloeum
Lineage: Eukaryota; Metazoa; Arthropoda; Insecta; Hymenoptera; Braconidae
Product: probable ATP-dependent RNA helicase DDX55 homolog
Exons: 5
Coding region: 16-1857 (613 amino acids)
Cellular component (GO): nucleolus
Molecular function (GO): RNA helicase activity; ATP binding; nucleic acid binding
Source: RefSeq, a predicted model, not a curated record